This is a messenger RNA of Musa acuminata subsp. malaccensis (wild Malaysian banana), 1391 nucleotides long. RefSeq names its product probable 4-hydroxy-tetrahydrodipicolinate reductase 1, chloroplastic. NCBI's taxonomy places the organism in Eukaryota, Viridiplantae, Streptophyta, Magnoliopsida, Zingiberales, Musaceae. Gene Ontology annotation, molecular function: 4-hydroxy-tetrahydrodipicolinate reductase activity; NADPH binding. Gene Ontology annotation, cellular component: chloroplast stroma. The record is from RefSeq and is a predicted model, not a curated record.
GAAGUGGCCGGUUUUUGUAUGCCCGAUCUUGGGGGCCGACACGCUCCAUCUCUCGGUAGAAGCCGCUCGGGCCAGAACCUCCUUCGUGGCGGACGGACUCCCUGGAGAUGUUUUCGUUGCUACCCCAGGCUGCCGUAUCUCCUCUUGCAAACCGCCCGCCCCACCGCUUGUUCUUGGCUCCGAGGAGCCCGCGGCGUCGCUCUUCCGUUGUCGUCGGUGCCCUCAUGAGCGAGUCGCCGCAAAAACCGGCCGAUGUCUCGACUCCGAACCUUUGUUUUCCCAUACUGGUGAAUGGAUGCACUGGAAAAAUGGGGAAAGCAGUUGCUGAAACAGCACUUUCUGCUGGCCUUCAGUUAGUUCCUGUGUCAUUCAGUAGUUUAGAAAAGCCUGGUAGAACUUUAAAAGUAGGCAAUACAGAGAUUCAGAUACAUGGUCCAUCUGAAAGAGAAAGUGUUCUUUCUUCUGUCUCCCAUGAGUUCCCCAAUGUUGUCGUGGUGGAUUAUACAGUUCCUGAUGCUGUGAAUGGUAAUGCUGAACUUUACUGCAAACUUGGUUUGCCGUUUGUAAUGGGGACAACCGGUGGGGAUAGGCACAUGUUGUAUAAGACUGUCCAGGAUGCAAAUGUCUAUGCAGUAAUCUCUCCACAAAUGGGGAAACAGGUUGUAGCAUUUAUUGCAGCGAUGGAGAUCAUGGCUGAUCAGUUUCCUGGAGCAUUUUCAGGCUAUAAAUUGGAGGUGAUGGAGUCGCAUCAAGCAAGCAAACUGGAUACUUCUGGCACAGCAAAAGCUGUCAUUUCAUGCUUUCAGAAGCUUGGUGUCUCAUUUGAUAUGAAACAGAUUAAGCAGAUCAGAGACCCUAAGAAGCAACUUGAGAUGGUGGGUGUCCCAGAAGAGCACCUCUCUGGUCAUGCAUUUCAUUUGUACCAUCUCACAUCACCUGAUGAGACGGUUUCUUUUGAGUUCCAGCAUAAUGUCUGUGGCCGCUCAAUCUAUGCCGAGGGAAGUGUUGAUGCUGCUGUUUUCCUUUUCAAGAAGGUCCGGUCCAAGGCUGAACAGAGAAUAUAUGACAUGAUUGAUGUUCUGCGAGAGGGAAACAUGCGGUGAUCUGCUUUGUUCAUUAGUCAUUUUAUCCACUCCAGAGGUUGGAUUUGACCUGUUUUAGAUGAGGAAAUUUUAUUUCUUACAGCCUGUGGUCAUCCAAAUUUUGGUGAAAUUUGUUGAGAGUAUGGUUAUAUACCUUGAUUUACUACUGCCAAUUUUGCUUCGGCUUUUGGCACGUCCAGAUUCUAGUAAACUCGAGCAAUAAGUGUAUUGAAAUCCCGUUGCUGGGCAUCCAACGCCCAUGCCACCAUCUCUUUCUUCCCAUGAGUUUACAAGAUAUUAAUACUUGUU